UUUCCUCCUCCACCUUCCCUCGCUCGUCCCCGAUCGAUGGCGUCUCCUCUGGAAUCCUGUUGGCUGUAUCUUAUUACUCAUUUCAGUGAGUUCCAAUUGGCAACUAUCGGCAGUUUUUUAAUUCAUGAAAGUGUGUUUUUCUUGUCUGGAUUCCCAUCCAUAUUCUUGGAGAGAUCAGGGUUCUUCAGCAAAUACAAAAUUCAGAAAAAGAGCAACACUGCAGAAGCACACAAGAAAUGUGUUUUGCGUCUAAUCAUGUACCAUGUCUGUGUCAACUUACCAGUUAUGCUCAUCUCUUAUCCUGCGUUCAGAUACAUGGGUCUGAGAAGCAGUCUUCCAUUGCCAAAUUGGACUGUCAUCGUCUCUCAAAUACUUUUUUACUUCAUCUUGGAGGAUUUUGUGUUUUACUGGGGGCACAGGAUACUGCAUACCAAAUGGCUAUACAAGCAUGUUCACAGUAUCCAUCAUGAAUAUGCUACACCAUUUGGACUGACUUCUGAGUAUGCCCAUCCUGCUGAAAUCUUAUUCCUCGGCUUUGCCACAAUUGUGGGUCCAGCUCUAACCGGCCCUCACCUAUUUACACUGUGGUUAUGGAUGGCAUUGAGAGUCUUGGAGACGGUUGAGGCUCACAGUGGAUACCAUUUCCCAUGGAGCCCAUCAAACUUCUUCCCUUUAUAUGGAGGUUCUGAAUUCCAUGACUACCAUCAUCGUAUUCUUUUCACCAAGUCAGGGAAUUAUUCAUCAACUUUUGUUUACAUGGACUGGUUGUUCGGCACUGAUAAAGGUUAUCGAAAGCUGAAGGUCGAGGAGAUAGAAGGAAAGGAUUACUAAGCUAAGUUUUCGGCAUAUAUUACUUCCGAUAAGCAUAUCUGAUGGAAUCAUCUGAGAUGUGGUGUGCACUAAUCAUGUUUGGUUUUCAGAGAUGAUUUUUAAAAGUGUAACAAGUGUUGUAAAACCUCACUAAAGACCAUAUAUGUUAGUCUUAUGCACAUUCUCCAGUUAAAAGGGAUACA
Messenger RNA from Musa acuminata AAA Group (dessert banana), 1013 nucleotides. Its product is annotated as very-long-chain aldehyde decarbonylase GL1-11-like. NCBI's taxonomy places the organism in Eukaryota, Viridiplantae, Streptophyta, Magnoliopsida, Zingiberales, Musaceae. The record is from RefSeq and is a predicted model, not a curated record. Gene Ontology annotation, biological process: 4-alpha-methyl-delta7-sterol oxidation; sterol biosynthetic process. Gene Ontology annotation, molecular function: C-4 methylsterol oxidase activity; iron ion binding. Gene Ontology annotation, cellular component: endoplasmic reticulum membrane. The coding region runs from base 37 to 831 and encodes 264 amino acids. The transcript has 7 exons.